Cephus cinctus (wheat stem sawfly) is the source of this 5592-nucleotide messenger RNA. It is a transcript of the gene Men, whose product is annotated as NADP-dependent malic enzyme. Gene Ontology annotation, biological process: Notch signaling pathway; membrane protein ectodomain proteolysis; pyruvate metabolic process. NCBI's taxonomy places the organism in Eukaryota, Metazoa, Arthropoda, Insecta, Hymenoptera, Cephidae. Gene Ontology annotation, molecular function: metalloendopeptidase activity; NAD binding; malate dehydrogenase (decarboxylating) (NADP+) activity. The coding region runs from base 1190 to 4258 and encodes 1022 amino acids. The transcript has 17 exons. Gene Ontology annotation, cellular component: plasma membrane; mitochondrion. The record is from RefSeq and is a predicted model, not a curated record.
ACGGGGUAACGUGAUACUUGAGUCCCGCGUUCUCUACGUAUUGUGCGAGAUUCACUCGCAAUGCUGAUUCCCACGUGAUUGUCCUCAGAAGUAUACGAUAACUCGUUCGUAGCGGCGGUCGUGGUAAAUUUAGAUUUCCUCAUUUCCUAACCUUCAGUCCCAUAAUGAGAGACUCGAUCUUCCACUUGGAUACAAACUAUUUUAUUCCGUUUAUUUUGCUUUCUCUAUCGUGAAUUUAACUUUUCUUGUCCGUUCAACACAUCCUCAAUGAAUUCCUUAUACUUGGGUUCCUAUAACUUGGGUUAUAACCACCUUUUUGGUCUGUAUGCUUACAAAGAAACGGAUAGUAUUGACAAUCUAGAACUGAUUAAGAGAAUUUCCUUUAAAAAAUGAUCAAACUCGAAAAUCAAUGAAUUCAGCCUUUGCUAAACCGUGAUGUUGUCAAUGGUCAUAAUCGACAGUGCCUCUAGUGUCUCCAAUGGUUUUGAUGAUUCCGAUGGUCCUGGCGAUACCGGUUCUUCUGAUGGUAGUAUUUAUCAACAGGUGGAUACAUCGGUUAUUCAAAAAGUUAUGUUAGAAUUCGUAAAGAAUCGUCAGAGUGGCUGAGCAUAAUAGUGACCAUGUCUGUCACUAUUAAACUACUGCAAGGCAUAAGAAAUAGUUAAGUGGAAAAUGAAUGUUGACGUACGAUGAUUGUCAAAUGUUCAAGGAUGACUAGAUUUUUCAGUGCGCACUUUCAGAGGGCCUGGCUGUUGACUAUGGGUGACUAUUACUAUGAAAAAUGCAGCGAAGUGAAUUGAAGUGAAGUGGGCUGAAGUGAUUUUGAGUAAAAUUGAAAGAAAAAAAUUGGUCGGCAUUUGCUUAGUAAAUUUGCGUAGAAAAGAAAUGUUGCAUCGGCAUUCCUUGAGAUAGUAGUAUAUAGAAAUUCACCCCGUUAUGUGAUACGUGAACUUGCUGAUAAAGAAGCAAAGUUCGAAUUUUGACCUCACUGGCUCCAAGGGAUGAAUCGACGAAGUGAUGCACGUGAUGCACGUGAUGCACGUUCACGUGGUGAACGAGCAAUCUGAAGCAGGACUCGUAGGGAAAAGGAGGGAUCGCGGGAGACACAGGAACAUAGGUUACGGGAGACCAGGUCGGAGUGAGAGCCAAUAAAGUGCAGAGGAAAAGUUUCUCCAUCUGUUAAUCGUGGAUGCGGAUGAAAAUGUUCCGAGUGUUGCUGGCAUGUGUCUGGCUCGUUGCCGGCUCACCUCUACAUCCGCUACCGCUAAUGCCUUACAAAGAAAUCACGCAGGGUUCCUACCUGAGGCAGUACAGUGUGGCGCUCUACGACACGGCGUUGUUACGUGAGCACCGCGCCAGGACGCGACGCGACGUCACCGACUCUUCGGACUCUUCGGACUCUUCGGACGGUCCCAAGUCCAGGACUCGCAAGGGCCCCACGCUCGAUCUGAACGUUCACGCGUUCGACAGACUCUUCAAGAUGAGACUGGCGCAGGACAACAGCUUAUUUCCGGACGACGCGAUUUUCGAAGGGACGGGAGGUCGAGUUCUUGAAUUCGACACUUCCCACGUCUAUACUGGCACUCUUCACGACAACGAGAGAGCGUUGGUGUACGGCGUCGUGACGGAGGACGGCCUCUUCGACGGCACUGUCAUCACGGGAGCCGAGGAAAUUUACAUAGAACCUGCCACGAGAUAUCUUGGCACCGGAACCCAGUACCAAGGGACUCCCUGUCACACGAUAGCUUAUCGUUCGGGUGACGUCGCGACGCCUCUUCAACAUUCACUUUCCCUGAAUCAACCUCCACUCGAGAACUUCUCUCUCAACUCUCUCAACUUAACAGUCACAAUUAAUCAACCUCAGAGAGAAUACCAAUACAGGAGCUGGCAACCCCUUUACCAAAACAUCAAGGAUGGAGGAAGUGACGCGAAGCCCGGCUUCUACCCGAAGGACGCGCGGAAAAAGGACCCGACGGCCAGUUCCCAUAAUCUUGAACUACUCGAUAGGCUCUACAGGGAGAGAUAUUCGCGAGUGUUAAGUAAACGUACAUCGAUCGAUCCGAAGAAGACUACCUGCAUGCUCUACCUGCAGGCCGAUCACACCUUCUACGAACAUUACAGGUCGGAAGAGGCCUGCAUCGAAGUGAUGACGCGACAUGUCCAGCAAAUCAAUUCCAUCUACAGAUAUACCGAUUUCAACCAAGAUGGCGAAUCGGACAAUAUCAGUUUCAUGAUAAAGCGCAUCAAAGUUCACGGGGAAGGCGCCCUGGCAGAUCCCACAUAUCGAUUUGCUGGCAACCAUGGUGUCGAGGAAUUCCUCGAACUCUUUUCCGAGGAGGACUACGAUGCGUUUUGCCUGUCGUACAUGUUUACGUAUCGCGACUUUGAGAAGGGAACCCUCGGCCUCGCCUGGACAGGAGACCUCAAGAAUGCCGGCGGCGUUUGUGAGAAAAACGGGCACUACAGGGGCAGCAUGAAAUCCUUGAACACGGGAAUAAUCACCCUGCUCAACUACGGGAAGCACGUGCCACCGGCAGUCUCCCACGUCACGCUGGCGCACGAGAUCGGCCACAACUUUGGAUCUCCUCACGACCCGGACGAAUGUUCCCCAGGAGGCGAGGACGGGAAUUUCAUAAUGUUCGCAAGGGCCACCAGCGGCGACAAACGGAACAACAACAGAUUCAGCUCCUGCAGCCUGCUCUCCAUCAACCCGGUCCUUAAUGCGAAGGCACGCUCCCCUAAGGGAUGCUUCGCGGAAAACCGGGCAGCCAUUUGCGGAAACGGCGUAGUGGAGGAAGGCGAGGAGUGCGAUUGCGGCUGGGAAGAAGAUUGCAAAGAUCCUUGCUGUCACCCUCAACGUCGGCAUCACGCGGCGGUCCAGGUGCCCUGCCGCCUUGCCGAAGGCGCGACAUGCAGUCCGAGUCAGGGACCCUGCUGCACGUCGGCGUGCACCCUGCGACACGGUGAGAAAUGCAGAGACGACAACGGAUGCAGAGACGCCAGUUUCUGCGACGGCAGCGGGCCGCACUGUCCAGAGUCCAUCAGCAAACCCAACAAGACCAUAUGCAACGAAGAGUUCGUCUGCUACAUGGGGGAAUGCACGGGCAGCAUUUGCCUCGCUUACGGAUUGGAGUCCUGUCAAUGCAUCGCACAACCGGACGACCCGCCUACCAAGAGCUGUGAGCUUUGCUGCAAGCUGCCUGGCGACAAGCAGCCAUGCAUAUCCUCCUUCGCUUGGAAUUCUCCUCCCUUCGACAUUCCGGACAUGCUGUCGAAGCCAGGUACACCCUGCAACGACUACAACGGCUACUGCGACGUGUAUCAGAGAUGCCGCGAGGUCGACCCCAGUGGACCACUGGCUACGCUCCGGAGGCUGCUUCUCUCGGAUGCGAGCCUCGCUCAUUUUCAUCGGUGGGUCAUUGACCGUUGGUACGCAGCUGCCCUCACGACCCUGGCACUCUUGGCACUUCUGGUACUCCUAACUCGUCUCUUAAGCAAGCGGGCCGGAUCAGGACUCAAGACUUUCAUCGAGCAAGAGAAGAGGAGAGGUGCCGGAUGUGACGAUGCCCGUUCGAAAGAAAGGAAACUCAUCGGGAUGAUGACUCUCAAGAGGCGAAUCGUCGAGACUAUGAAGAAGAUCAGCUCGCCCCGCAGGACCAAGGAAUCUUUUCUCUCCUCGACAGCUUGCGUGUCAGGAUCGGCCUAUCCGGUCUCCAGUCGGAAGGAGAAGACCUUCGCCGUCGCAGCGAGGGAGAGACGCUCGAGCAGGAGGCAAGUGGACCCUGGGAAGCUGACCCAGGGAGCGGCUCCCAAUGAUAGAUUGAGAGCGGAGAAGUUGAUGAUCGGAUCGAAGAGCGGCAACCGGAUGACGGCACCAACGUCCAGCGGCAUCGCGGAUAGGCGCAAGGAUCGUUGCGGCAGAUGGGUCUAUAUUUCAGAUGGCAAUCGACUGGACGACUCCGUGACGAAAGAUAGACUUGGCGGUAUCGUUAGGAGUUUCCAUCGAGGAAAAUCAUCUCCCGUAAGAAAAAAAUUCAACGGGUCUACAUACACGAAGAUGUCCUGGCGGAAGACAAAAAACAAACUGCAAUUGCUGGAGAAGGUCUGUUCCUCGUCAAAUUUUCAAAACGGAAAUUUCGGGUCCUCGAAGAGGCAGCUUCAGAGUCACACGGAAGCUUUGGUGCCAACGGAUGUGCCCGAGACAGAAUCCAGAACUCUGACGACAUCCGAUCGUUCUGAGUUGCUCGACGAGAGUUAGUGUAACGGAAAUGACGAACUCAUUUGUGCUCGAUCUUUGUAUUUGCCAAAGAGUGCAUAAUUAUUUUCGUGUAAUCUACGAUGGGACACGGCAGGGCAUUCAUCGAUGCGAGUGAUCUCACUCUGGAGACAAUGGAGACAAAUUGUCAGAAACAAAGUAGAGUAGAAGUGAAACUUACUGAUUGUAUAUAUUGUAAAUAAAUGAGCGUAGUGUUUGGCCAGUGUCCACGUAGAUCGUUAAAAAGCCUUUUUUCUUCUUUUUUCGAAUCAAAAGACAGUAGAGACGCUGACUGGCGCUCAGCAGCGAAUCUCCUUACACAGAAGUGGUCCAGACGUAGCCCAUUGCUCUAGCUGUUUAUAAAACCGUUCUUCACUCUAGUGCAGUUUAUAAUAAAGCACACGUCAUUAUUCGCGGUUGCCUACCGCGGUCGCACGGUAAUCGUUAAGUUGCUGCAAAUUUCCCGAUUCCUCCUGUCCUCUUCCGAAUUAUCUUAUGAAAAAAAUCAUAAAAAAGACUUACUUCCGUAGAAGAUUUGAAUAUCGAUUGGAUUUGGAUUGGUAACUAAAAAAAGUGAAUGAGGAAGUCGCUCGAAUAGAGUAUCGAUCGGUAACAAAAGACUCGUGGAAAAUUUAUAAACAGCAACGCCAUGUGCACCAAGCGUAUUAAAUCUCGAAGUGCAAAAUUAUCGUACGCAGUGAUUAUAAAGUUGCGAAUUCAUUUUGACCAGCACUGCAGCAUCGCAGCAUCGCAGCAUCGCCUCGGUUGCUCUUAUCAUCGGUCGAGUCGGACCACACUUGAACGAUCGCAGGCGAACAAUAACGCGGAUGGUGGAAAAAAGUAGCAACGAAAGUGGCUGUAACUGUGAAAGAAAGUCUGAGCAGAUGUAUGUGAAAAAGGACGGAAGGUGGUGGGAGAGAACAAAUGGGCAAAAAGACUGUGUUGCGGCAUGAACGGAGAAAAAGAGAAAAAGAGAAAAAGAGAAAAAGAGAAAGAGAGAGGUGAGAACGAUAGGUGGACCAUGACAAGGUCGUAAUACAAAGUGAAUGCCAGCAGGUCGGCACUAUUGAUGGUGCGUCGAGGACUAGCGCAGCGCAAUUGUCAGGGAAACGUAGACUGGUGGGAUUGGGAGCGGGGCCGAUCGCUCGUCUUCUCGAUCGUUCGCAGCAGUGGCGCAGUUCGUAGCUGCCGUUGCCAGCUGAUCGCAAACAGUUGGAUCCUUAGUUCUGCCGAGACGGAUCGCGAGUGACUUACAAUUAGAUUAGUUUGGAUCUCGAUUAGUUUCCAAUGUCAAGCACCGUUCAGGGUGACCGAGGCCUUAUCAGCAAUAACCACGA